Molecule: messenger RNA, 1204 nt
Organism: Cuscuta campestris
Lineage: Eukaryota; Viridiplantae; Streptophyta; Magnoliopsida; Solanales; Convolvulaceae
Source: the annotation of a GenBank genome assembly
UCAUGCCUCCUCCAUGAUCUUCUUUCAUGGCCUUCACACACCAGAUCUCACCCUUGAUCUACUCUUUUCCCACAAGUAGUCUUCGUUCCUGAUCUUCGGUUAUCAUUCUCGAGAGAAAAAAAGAAACAUGAGAGAUUUGUCAUUCUUUCUCCUCAAGAACGCCUUCGGAGCCAAGAUUAGAAAAGGGUUCAAGAACUUCUGCAACAAUGAUGGCUCUACCUCCACCCUGAACCAGCAAAGCCUUGUUGAUGCUCGUCGCCCGGUCGUAGCUGCCGACCUGUCGUCCGAUGUGGCAGCCACGCUCCCACACUUUGAGGGCGAGAGGGGUGGUCCCCACCCAACCUUGGAAGAAAUGUUAUUGCAGCUGGACAUGGAGGAGAGGCUGGGAAGGGAUGUAAUCAGACACCGAAUGUCAUGCGUAAACAGCUCAGAUAUCCUCAGAGCCGCACGGAGCGCACUGGACCAGUACCCAAGGUUCUCACUGGAUGGGAAAGAUGCUCUGUACCGGUCAUCUUUCCGAAACAGGGAAACCGUCGAUUUCGUAGCAGAGAGAAGGGGAUUCUUGCCAAGUAAGAUAGGAGGAGAACAGGUGAUGUGGUGUAAACCGGGUGUGGUGGCGAAGCUGAUGGGUUUGGAUGCAUUACCGGUUCCAAUGCGCCGCAGCUCUCGCGCUAGCAGGGAAAGGAUGAAUAAUGGGAGUGACAUGAUGAUGAAAAGGAGGCAAAACCUGAGGAGGAGAUCUGCUAAAAUGGAAGGGCGAGAGAGGAGAGAUACAAGACUAUUGAACACAACUUCUUGCUCAAAAACAAAGGGUUAUUGUGUUGUGAAGCCCAUUGCCAAGGAGAUUGAGGAUGAAGUUGGGUGGCCUAUGCGCGGUGGAAUUUUUUUAUAGAAACCACAAUCUUGUUUAGUGGGAGUUGCAAGUUAUUCUCCAUAAUAAUCUCUAGUGAAAGUUGUGUUUGGUUCUUUGGUUUGAUUUGCAAAUAGACCGUUAGAAUUAUGGAAAUGAAGAAGUCAACUUGGCUUUCUCUAUUAAUGACGCUUGGACAUCUUCCAAAAUGAGUACCUCAUGUACUAAUUAAUGCAUUGGAUUAAAUCUAUUUAUUUAGGUUAUAUUUUCCUAUCUCAUAGAUGGAUGCUUAUGUAUAAAUUCUUGGUGGAAAUCUAUAAUUUACACGUUAAAAAUUAAAUCUUGACUUGUGGU